GCUUCGCAGAGCACCGGACUUGGAGUCAGAGAGACCUGGCUGCGAAUCCCGGCUCCGCCACUUUCUAGCGCUGUGACCUUGGUUUUCAGGUGGCGAAACUGACUGGUCUGGUUAGAGCGCGUCCAAGCCAAGCCGCAGUGCUGUUUGGAUUUUUAAAUUUCUCCUUCUGAGUGAGAAAAUAGCAAUCGAGAUGGAACCAUCCGCACAACAGCUCCAGCUGGCAGCAUCACUUCCCGCCAAUUUAUCCAACUUCUGCCAAGGCUCUGAAAUGCCAACAACGUCAAGGCCUGCACUUGAUGUCAAGGGUGGCACCUCACCUGCGAAGGAGGAUGCCAACCAAGAGAUGAGCUCCGUGGCCUACUCCAACCUUGCGGUGAAAGAUCGCAAAGCAGUGGCCAUUCUGCACUACCCUGGGGUAGCCUCAAAUGGAACCAAGGCCAGUGGGGCUCCCACUAGUUCCUUGGGAUCUCCAAUAGGCUCUCCUACCACCACCCCUCCCACUAAACCCCCAUCCUUCAACCUGCACCCCGCCCCUCACUUGCUGGCUAGUAUGCAACUGCAGAAACUUAAUAGCCAGUAUCAGGGGAUGGCUGCUGCCACUCCAGGCCAACCCGGGGAGGCAGGGCCCCUGCAAAACUGGGACUUUGGGGCCCAGGCGGGAGGGGCAGAAUCACUCUCUCCUUCUGCUGGUGCCCAGAGCCCUGCUAUCAUCGAUUCGGACCCAGUGGAUGAGGAAGUGCUGAUGUCGCUGGUGGUGGAACUGGGGUUGGACCGAGCCAAUGAGCUUCCGGAGCUGUGGCUGGGGCAGAAUGAGUUUGACUUCACUGCGGACUUUCCAUCUAGCUGCUAAUGCCAAGUGUCCCUAAAGAUGGAGGAAUAAAGCCACCAAUUCUGUUGUAAAUAAAAAUAAAGUUACUUACAAAGAGA
Messenger RNA from Gorilla gorilla gorilla (western lowland gorilla), 927 nucleotides. It is a transcript of the gene CITED1, whose product is annotated as Cbp/p300 interacting transactivator with Glu/Asp rich carboxy-terminal domain 1. NCBI's taxonomy places the organism in Eukaryota, Metazoa, Chordata, Mammalia, Primates, Hominidae. Bases 191 to 850 code for a protein of 219 amino acids. Gene Ontology annotation, molecular function: transcription coactivator activity. The record is from RefSeq and is a predicted model, not a curated record. Gene Ontology annotation, cellular component: nucleus. The transcript has 4 exons. Gene Ontology annotation, biological process: regulation of DNA-templated transcription; melanocyte differentiation.